This is a messenger RNA of Cimex lectularius (bed bug), 5112 nucleotides long. RefSeq names its product breast cancer anti-estrogen resistance protein 3. Gene Ontology annotation, biological process: small GTPase-mediated signal transduction; positive regulation of peptidyl-serine phosphorylation. The coding region runs from base 157 to 2328 and encodes 723 amino acids. Gene Ontology annotation, molecular function: phosphotyrosine residue binding; guanyl-nucleotide exchange factor activity. Lineage: Eukaryota; Metazoa; Arthropoda; Insecta; Hemiptera; Cimicidae. The transcript has 7 exons. The record is from RefSeq and is a predicted model, not a curated record.
UCAAUAUAGACAGGCGUGCCAGGGCGUUUCGAGUUAGUACGGUGCCUGACGGUGUCUGGAAAGGGUCUCCUCUGUCAGUAUGUGGAUUAGUACACGAGGUCUGACCUUCUCAUAGUGAGUAACGUCACACAGAGCAAGAGCCUAUGCAAUAUAAAGAUGGAAUCGGUAGUGGACCCAUUGGAGGACGGCCCGGGUUUGAAAAAGGCACUCGAAUGGGAGCUAUCGCUGGAGACGAGGGAUUUGCGGUCGCACGCUUGGUAUCACGGUGCGAUACCGAGGUUGAGGGCAGAGGAGAUCCUCCGGCACAACGGAGAGUUCCUCGUCAGAGACUGCACCUCACAGCCAGGAAACUACGUACUCACCUGCCGCAGUGGUUCCGUCCCACUCCAUUUCGUAAUCAACAAGGUCGUAAUUCAGCCGGAUACUGUUUAUGAGAGAGUGCAGUAUCAGUUUGAGGACGAGCCUUUCGAUACGGUGUCGGAUUUGAUCACUUACUACGUUGGGAGUGGCAAGCCGAUAACCACCGCGAGCAGGGCUAGGAUCCAGCAUCCCUGCAACCGGUUGUACCCUCUAACUUUUUAUGCGGCCAAAUACGGCCUUCAGUCACAGGCGACGUCUCCGCACUCCAGGUCAUCGCCGGUUCCUUCUCCGACGCGCGGCCGUUGGGACAUCCCUCCGAGAGUUCCGAACAAGAAAACCACGAGAAGCCUUUCCCUGGCACCGGAAAACGGGAGGAACGUCCUCUCUAUGGCGAAGGUCGAGAGUAACAGCGCCGACGGUGUGAUCCAGGACCAGAUGACCCGGUCCGUCGGCUGCGAGAUGGUCGUAUCCAAAUUCUCGACCCACUCGCUCCCACGCGGAUCAUGCAAUAUCAAGAAGAACACUCUGCCGAGGAAACUGACGAGGGUGACUAGCGACCCGACACUGAGCCCCACUUCGGAGCGGCGGCCUCUGCCGGAACUUCCGCCCCCCAAGCCGACCAACAGGCCCAGUUUGGCGGAACUGGACGUCACGGACUGCCCAAAUUACACGAUGACCUGCCAAGGCUUUCCUCGGGUCAUUUCUUACCACGCGUCCGGCAGCGAUUCGGGCAAUGGUUCGGGCGACUCGGUCCAGAGCUCGGCCGCAGGCGACAUCUCCGAUUCUGCAGUGCAGUGCACGGUGCUCACCAUGCGCCCAGGAGGGGUGAUCGUGAAAAACCCGAGGUAUCAGUCUUCCCUGACGUCCAGUUUUUCUUCCACGACUCUCAAAGCCUGCGAUUACGAUUCGGGCCUCGAAGAUUCCAUUCCGCCAACGAUCGACUUCGAGAUCCCGUCUUGUUUCGUCUUGGACAAUUUCCAUUCUCUUCUCCUCCCAGUGAUGGAGAACAAACCGCUGGAUGCGACCGCCCUGAAAGCCGUCAGGGUCCUUCUUCAAGACAACGGCUCAAGGAUCAUCGCCAACCAUCUGACCAAAGUGGACCUCGAAUUAAUCAUAAACAAAAACAACAUAUGGGGGGACCUAAUAGGGUUUUCAUCCGGGUUAGAAUUGUGUUCCCUCCCAUUCGGUCGACAGAUGAGGAAAGAUUUAAUCGAAAGAACGAUGUGUUUGAAACUGCUCGUCGCAGUAACGAUACUCACCUGCAACGCAGACUCUGAGCGUGCCGAAACCCUGAACAAGUGGAUCGAAGUGGCCAUUGACACAAAAACUGCUUUGGGAAAUCUCUUCGGUUUCAACGCAAUCAUGAUGGGAUUGUGCAUGCCGCAAAUUCAAGAUCUAGCCGUGACUUGGCAUAUUCUAAGACAGAAGUACACCGAUGCAGCCUUUAAUUUUGAGGCAAAACUCCGGCCUACGUUGAAAAGUAUGAACGAAUGCACAAACCCUCAAGCUCCUAAUACGACCAUCCCCCAUCUUCUUCCAUUCAUCUCUCUCAUGGAAAGAUCUAUUGAAGAUACAAUCCAUAGCAAAACAUCUACUGUCGUGGAGCAUGUGUGCAUAGCGCAAUGGGAAUCUUCGUCUCCUGACCUAGGGCUUAAGACACUCGCCCUCCAUAUGGAAGAAGGUAGGAAGAUGGUCAGGUCGCUCCCUUCCUUCAGGCGCAAUUCUGAAAUCUUCCUCAGCGAUUCGAGGGUCGUAGAACUUCUCGUCGACAUGUUCAGAACCGAAUUCCAGCUCAAGUUCCUCUGGGGAAGCCGUGGGUCCACAGUCGAACCUCAGGAACGUUACGCAAAGUUUGACCAAAUUUUGACUGCCAUGUGCGACAUGUAUGAGCCGAGGGCUAAAUCGCCACCACCGCCCGCACCGCUCAGUCCAACAUCGUACAACCCAGCUAUCGGCACUAGUGUCUGAUCUAGUGACUUCAAAUUUCAAAAAUUCAGCUAAUGUGCUAUACAAACAGCGUUGAAAAGCUACCUCAAAUUUGAGACAAAAAUAUUGAAUUUGAAAUUUACAAGGCCAAUUAUUUAUUAUUUCUUUCUUCACAUAUACUAUGUAAAUACACUCCUUUCUUUGAUUUUUAAUAAUUAAAGAUUAAAUUUAUUAUUUUAUUUUCUAAACGUUUUUUGCUUUUAAAAGUGAAAAAUAAAGCUGUGAUAAAUUAUUUUUAAAUUGAAAGCAUUAUUAAAUUUGUUUCCAUAUGAAUUGUCUAGUACUAUGCCAGUUUUUACGAUACAAUUGUAAUUAUAUAAUAUAUUUACAGUCUGCUUUGGAAUAUUUCAUUUUUUAAAAUUCAAAUACACCCGCAUAUAUUAGAAAUGAUAAACUGAAACAAUUAUUAUGAACAUUUUCAAUAAAAAAAUUAAUUGAUAGAUUUGUUACUAGUCAACAACCUAAUUACAAGAGAGAGGUUAAAAUGUAAACAAAAUUGAAUAUUUGAAGGCAGUCUGUUGUAAUUAAUGUUGAGACAUUUUUUUAAUAAGAAGAGUUGAGGGUUGCAUUAACAUGGUACCUUGGUUGAGAUUAAUUAAAUUUUUGUAUAAAAGUAGUGAGUAUUGUUGCAUAGACGGAGUAUUACAAUGGAAGUGUUUAUAUUCAAAACAUUUAAAUAAAACUAUAUGAUAAUAUUUUUAGAAUUUAUAUUGUGGUUGUGUUAAAAGAUUUCUUUUUUAAAAUUUAUUGAUUACCCUGGAAAGAUGUGCGAUAAGCAUUGAUUUUAUUGGUAAGAUAAAUUUUUGUACUGGAUUUGGUAUCUCAUUUUAAAAUUUUGAACAAAAGACGAAUUUUAAAAGCAUAAGCAUCUCAUCGUAAAUACAAUGUUUACAUUAUGAGUCUAUGAAUUAUAAUAUAAAGUAUGUUCCUGUUUACAUUCUUAGAAUAGAAUAUUUAUUAAAAUUAAAUUCUUUUAAGAAAAAUAAAACAUCUCAAAAUUAAUGUCGUUAUUAAUAAGAUGUUUACAUGAUAUAAUCUGAAAGCCUAUAACAUACAGAAUUGAAUUCGGGUUUUAAACUAAUUUUCUAUAAGCUUUUGUAUAAAGUGUGACAUGUACAAGGGAAUUAGGGAUGGCUGUUUACAAUAUAAUAAUUCAUUUAAAUUUUGUUUACACAACCCCCCCCCCAAAAAAAAAAGUUUCGGGAAAGUGUAAAGUGGGAUGUUUGUGAUUUGUGAUAUUUAUGUAAAAUGAAUCAAUUAAGUGAAACAAAAUAAAAUAAAAAGAGACUGCAUUGUGCAAUAUGUAAUAUCUGUAUGAGAGACCUGGUAAAUUGGAGGUAAAGAACCUUGUUGUUAUGAUUUUGUAAAUAUUUUAUUUAAUUUGUUGGAUCGUUUUUGAAGUGAUUUUUAAUUUGUCUUGUGUGAGAUGAGUUUUGUGUAUAUAUCGGGUAGAAUUUAAUAAACAAAUGGCAGUAGAAUUUAGGAUUCAAAUCAUUAGAUUCAAAAAUUUGAGAAAAAUAAUUUGUAUGCAUUUGUACUGUUUCUAUUAAAAAAAAAAGAAGUUUUGAGUGCAGUUGUUUUUCAUAGUCGAAUAAUCAAGGAAUUAUUCCUAAGUGUGUCUGUUUUGACUGAGAAUAUUUUUUGGGUGUUUUGUUUACUUAGUCCAUUUCAUCUAAUAUUCGCUGUAAUAAAAAUGUAUAUGUGAGACAAUUCAAUGCUUAAAAAUGAAUUACAAGAUGAAAUUACAAACACCUUGACCAUCGUAACUAUUUUUUACUAAAAUUUCGGAUCAAAAAGCACACUGCCAGGUUCUUUUGUACGCCUAAAAUAAAAGCUGUCUAUGAUACUGGUGAUCACAGAUGUGCUACAAUUCAUAGCAGACAAUAGGAUAAUAAUUAAAACAUGAAAAUUCAUAAUUUUUGUACUCAAAAAUUAGAAGAAUAAUAAUCUCUAUUUUAACUUAUCAAAUUAAAUGUAAUCCAUUUAUAUACAAGUUUUAGUGUAAUUUAUGUGCAUAAGCAAUAUUGUAAGUAAAUAAUUUAAAACAUGGUUUUAAACACAAAUUUAUAUUUUUGUUUUGAGUAAAAUGUUUUCCACGUGGCUUUACUCAAUUUUUGUUUUUAACUGUGUAUCUCAAUACCUUUUCUUUUGACUUGCUCAAAGCCUGAAAAAAAAAAAAAAAUGAAACCCCGAUUUUUCGUUACAUUUCUACUGUUUCAAUAUAGUGUAUAUACUUUGUAAAGUAGCGAUUAUAAUUUAAAAGAAAAAACAAAUUAUAAGAUAUAUAAAAUUAAAAUGUUACAAAAUAGUAAUGAAUUAUUUAUCUGGAUGUAUAGUUUAUAGAAUUAGAGGAUGUUUAAUACUGUGUUAACUUUAUCUUUUUUCUGUGCUUGGAUUGGAAUUCAACUAUUUGUAUUAUUUAUUGAAUUGAGGUGUGUUAUGUUGCUUUAGGUGGGACCAAUUUUAAAAGUAUGCUUAAAAAGUGAAACAUUUCGUCUUGAAUUUUGACGAUUCAUCGCAAUAAAACAAAUAAAAACCGAGGUCCAUAGCACUGAAAAUGUCGAUUCGUUUUGCAUGAAAUCAAUAACAAAUUGUUCGCCUGUUCAAUUUCAAUUCGAGCACAUAUUUGAACUAGUCUAACUUAUUGGAAUAACCUCCCCCCACAUAUCAAAACUUACUUAUUAUAUGUAUAUGUAAGACUAUAUGGGUGGCUUGGUGCUAAACAUACAUGAACUGUAAUGCAUUUAUUAUAAAAUUAUAACCUUA